Molecule: messenger RNA, 1848 nt
Organism: Oryza brachyantha (malo sina)
Lineage: Eukaryota; Viridiplantae; Streptophyta; Magnoliopsida; Poales; Poaceae
Exons: 3
Coding region: 104-1447 (447 amino acids)
Source: RefSeq, a predicted model, not a curated record
CCAAAUCAAAUCCAUUCCCAUCUCAUCGUUCUCACCCACCACCGGCGACGCCACCGCCGCCACCACCGCUGCUCCGAGCGUGCGUGAUCUGGCGAAGGAGCCCAUGGACGAAGACGUGCCGUCGCGUGAUCCGGAGAAGAAGGGAGAUGAUCCGGAGGAGGCACUGGCGGCUGCGGCUGCGGCGGCGCGGUGUAGCUCGCCGUGGGUUAUCCUACCAGCCAUACCGAAGGUGAUCCAAGACGAGGAGAAACACCUGGUGCCGGGCACUGAUCUGUCGCUACAGUUCGCCGACCCGCCGCGCUCCACCAUGCUCGCCGUGUCCCAGCGCAUCCAACCCAACCCUUCCCAGUCCAACUUCAUCAUCCCCUACGUCGUCGACGUCCUUCCCUCCGGGCGUCUCCUCCUCUACACCACCCACGAUACGGUCUACAAUGGCGCCUACUACAUCUGCGACGCGCACACCCGCGUCGCCACCCGGCUCCCUCCCUCCAUCGAGAAUCCCAUCUGGCCGCAGCGAAGCGUCGGGUUCAUCGAGAACCCCCGCCUCCGUGGCCACCACCUGGUCGCGCAGCUUUACCCUCCGUAUACCACCCAACACAAGACCCUAGUCUACUACUCCACGUUGAGCGGAAAGUGGGACGUGAAGCAACUUGCCUCCAGCCCAAAGCACCAGCGAUGGCGCUGCAACGGCGGCGUACUCGCCCACGACGGGAAGCUCUGGUGGGCGGAUCUUCCCUACGGCUUCCUCACUUGUGACCCCUUCGCUGACGACGUCCACCUGCGCUACGUCGCGCUUCCGGAAGGCUGCGUCAUGGUCGGAGUGGACACCAUCGACUCCGACUGGCGUAAGAACCUCGACAAGCACCGCUUCGCCAAGGUGAGCGAGGGUAAGCUGCGGUACGUGCAGAUCCAUGGCCUCCCGGACGAGCCGAUGGUGAGCAUGUGGACUCUGGUCGAUCCGGAGGGCCCGGCGUGGCAGCUUGAGUACGGGGUGCGGCUAGAGGAGAUAUGGGGCGAUGAUAGCUACAAGGAAGCCGGGCUGACGCCGGGCAAGGUCCCCUCGAUCGCCCUCAUCGACCCCAACAACCAUGGCGUGCUCUACUUUCUGCUGGGCGGCUUGCUCUUCGCUGUGGACAUGCGCGCGAGCACGAACCGGAUCCUGCACUGCGAGGAGUUCCUGCUGGGGGAUGGCCUCGAGGUCUGGGACGAGUACAACAACUCCCGAUUCGUUUAUGCUUGGGAUCUGCCUACGACGCUUCUCCGAUUGGAGCCUUCGAGUGGUGAUGAGAUGCCAAAAUUGACUAAGGAGAUGACGAGUUUGUCUAAGGAUUUGGCUUUCAUGAUGAGUCUGGUGAAGUCGAUGAAGAAUAUCCAGGUAUCCGCUUCAGGAUCUGAAUCAUCAUCUCAGCCGUCCGUUGAUGCGAGUGACCAGAAUGAAGAAAAGUGAAUAAAAGGUUAGAUUGAUUACACUGGCUUGUAGCAAGUGAUCAAGAUCUGUAUACUCAUCUGCUUUGUUGUCCGCCUGGAGCAAAUGGCGUAUCAGCAUGAUCUCUUAAGGAACUAGAAACACUCAGCACUGCUCUCAGUUACUGAAUUCUAAAAUGGAAAUGUGAUCGAAGUUUUGUAGCUUUUAGCCUUUCUCAGCUCUCUUAGGGAUACUUUGGUAGCUGGCGAGUGUUUCUUUCCUGGAUGCGUUUUCUGCCUGUGAAUUGUGAAUGUGGAUGAAAACGAAUUAACCCUUCGUAUUGUAUUGUCCCUCUGGUUAUAUGUUUUUCCAGUCGGUUGGAAUGUUGCAUUUUGUCUUUUGGUCAUUGGUUUAAUUUGUUGCAUCGUUCUCGUUUCCUGUCC